This is a messenger RNA of Capsicum annuum, 3851 nucleotides long. Its product is annotated as receptor-like kinase LIP1. Gene Ontology annotation, biological process: protein phosphorylation. Lineage: Eukaryota; Viridiplantae; Streptophyta; Magnoliopsida; Solanales; Solanaceae. The transcript is spliced from 3 exons. The record is from RefSeq and is a predicted model, not a curated record. Gene Ontology annotation, molecular function: protein kinase activity; ATP binding. Bases 433 to 3330 code for a protein of 965 amino acids.
AUUUAAAUGAGUCCCAAAAGAAACGGAAUUGCUUCAAUGGCCAUUUUUCAAUUAUGAAAUCCAAAAGAAGCAACCUUUCCAUUUUCUUGAUCAGGUUGACACAAAAAAUGAAAAAAAUCUUCCAAAAAUUAAACCUUAAAAAACAUUUGUUCUUUUUUCAUUUUUAGAACAACCUGUAAUUUUUUAGCCUUGGUAAUUAUAUGUUACCAUAGUUAGCUUUUGGGAGAAAUUAAAUUUGGAUAAAUUUUUCUGAAGAUUAUAUUACAAGAAAGGUGGUUUCUUGAUCAGAUUAAAAAAGGGUUGGUGCUGAAAUUCUAUUGGAUUUAUUGCAAUCUAAUAGAAUUAAUCCAAUAGAAUUCAGCAUUUUCCCUUGUCCAAUUUGCAAAAUCCAACUCAAUUUUGCCUAUUUUGAAGGGCUCGUCUCGAAGGUGAAUGGAUCAAUUCAGGCAGAUUGGUGAGGUUGUUGGGAGCUUAAAGGCUCUAAUGAUACUGAAACAUGAUAUUCAAAUAAACCAGAAACAAUGUUGUCUUCUGUUUGACAUGUAUGUACAAGCUUUCGACACGAUUUCCGAGGGGAUCAAGCAUAAUUUAAGGUUAAAUGAGAGGUAUUCAAAGUGGAAAGCACUUGAACAUCCAAUGAAAGAGCUUCAUAGGAUCUUUAAAGAAGGUGAAAUGUACAUAAAAAGUUGUUUGGAUGUGAAGGAUUUGUGGGGCAAAGCUAUAAGUUUACAUCUCAACCAGGAUUGUGUUGAGUUUCAUGUUCACAAUUUGCUUUGUUGCUUCCCUGUUGUGAUUGAGGCUAUUGAAACAGCUGCAGAAAUCUCAGGAUUCGACGAGGAACUUAUGCAGAAGAGGAGGACUGCGCUCGCUAAAAAGUACGAGGGAGAGUCAAUGUGUGAUCCAAUAUUCUUCCAGUGGAUGUUUGGGAAACAGUACUUAGUAACUAGAGAGAUAUGUAGUGAAUUGGAGAGUUGUUGCAAAGAAGAUAGAUGGUAUCUUGUUGAAAUGAUAAGGCAAAAGAUGAAUGCUGCAGAAAAUUUGGCGAUAAACGAGCAUGGUAUAGCUGAGAUAUUGCUCAAGAAACUAGAUGGAUCAGAAAAACUCAAACAAAUAAUGCUCUUGCCUAGUUCAAUCUUGGUUGGAGCAAGUGAUUAUCAUGUGAAGCGGCGUUUAAGCUCGCGAGGAGGACAUGUUAAGGAGAUUCAAUGGUUAGGAGAAACGUUCGCGCUGAAGAACUUUUUUGGUGAACUGAAUGAAUCAGUAGUUGCUCAACUUUCUCUAGUGUUUUCACUUUCACAUCCCAACAUUCUGCAGUAUCAUUGUGGUUUUUACGACGAAGUAAAGAAAGAAGGGUACCUUGUUAUGGAGCUGAUGAACAAAAGUUUGUCGGCUUCCAUAAAAGAGCAUUCCGGUCAGAGGAAGAAAGGGCCGUUUACAGUCCAAGUUGCUGUCGAUAUAAUGCUUCAGAUUGCUCGAGGGAUGGAGUACCUGCACUCGAGAAAGAUCUAUCACGGAGAGUUGAAUCCAUCUAAUGUGCUCCUUAAACCAAGAAACUCCUCCGCGGAGAAUUAUUUUCAUGCGAAAGUAAGAGGCUUUGGUUUAACAUCUAUGACGAGUAAUCGCAAGGUUGAUGAUGACAAUGCUGCAGAAUCAUUCAUAUGGUAUGCACCAGAAGUACUGACUGAAAAGGAAAAACAGGAAAGCAAAUGCACUCACAAGUAUACGGAGAAAGCUGAUGUUUACAGUUUCGGAAUGAUAUGCUUUCAACUUUUAACGGGGAAAGCUCCUUUCGAUGAACAGCUUCAAGGGGAGAAAAUGGCGCGGAAUAUUAGAACAGGAGAGAGACCGCUCUUCCCGUAUCCUUCACCUAAAUAUCUCAUAAACUUGACAAAAAAAUGCUGGCAAACGAAUCCAGAACUUCGCCCGAGUUUCUCUUCUUUGUGUAGGAUACUGCAUUAUAUCAAGAAAGUACUCGUCAUAAAUCCAGGACAUGGCCAGCCGGAAUGUCCUCCUCCACUCGUCGACUAUUGUGAAAUCGAGGCUGGCUACUCAAAGAAGUUCCUGGGAGAGGAAAGCGCUGGUUUGGCCCCGGUAUCACAAAUUCCUUUCCAGAUGUUUGCUUAUAGACUUGUUGAGAAAGAGAGAAUUUCGGGCAACUCUAAAGACGAGCGCUGGGAUUCAUCACAUUAUGGUUUUUCGAGCCACAGGACAGCAUCAAUGCGGAGCGAUGAUGAGCAUAUGGCUGCAAUAGAUGAUCUCUUUUUCGCUCCAACUGAUCGAAGGUCAGUUUGUUCAGAGAUAAUAGAGAGUAAAGAACCAAGAUUCUGGGAUCAGAGGUCAGUCAUCUCCGAGACACCUCUUCGAAAAGUUUCAUCAUUUGAUCAAAUGUCAGUUAGUUCUGAGAGUUCUAAAGAGAAAUUUCCACCAGCAGCAUCAGCAAAUGAAAAGACAAUUUAUACUGAUUUUCCGGAAAGGAAAGCAAUACCAACAGCAUCAGGCGAUCAGUUCUCACAGCGUGUUGAUGCACCAGGGAAGACGAUUUCAUCAAAGAGAGUGAAUCAAAAGCUGAAUCUUUCGGAAACCCAAGAGAAUGCAAUGUCUCAGAAAACGGAUGACAGAAAACCUUCAUCGACUGAGCAGAAAUCGGUGCCUCCUGUGAUUUCAGAGAAGAAAAAUUCAUCAGGCGAUCAGAUAUCAACGUAUUUCAACAUUCAAGAAAAGAAACAUGCACCAGAUGAUCAGAAACCAUCAAGUUCUGCGACUCAAGAGGAGGAAAACUCAUCUGAUAACCAAAAACAAAAAGAUUCUGGAAGUCCAGAAAAGAAGCAGUCAUCAACAGUUGCCAAUGUCAAGUCCGUUCGUGGUGAUUCUACGCAAAGGAAAGCUAUGUCAAGAAGAACACAAUCCAAGAAUCCAGAGAAGAAAGUUCUAUCAAGUCCGGAAGCCAAUCAAAACUCAAUGUCAUCUGAGAUAACAGCAUCAAAACCAAGCAGUUCAAAGUUAUCAGUAAAGAAAACGCCAUUUCGCAAAAAAAUACCGGACAAAGAGAGUAGCACUACACCAGAGAAACUGACAGACUCGUCGCCAAGAUCUUCACCAGCUAGAGUUAAGAGAAUACAGUCAUCAACUAUGUCUUCUCCAACACAAAGCCUAAAAGCUUCAUCUCCAAGAUCACAUGCAGUCACUACAUAUCGACAUGGAUAUCUAUCGCCAACUGCAUCACCAUUAAAUCCGUGCCCUCGCUAUGCCAGAACAAACCGAGAACUCCAUUUGUCCUCAGCUAUGAGCCCACAUAGACCAUGGAAACCUAAUAGCAAUAGCAAUAGCUAAUGUGUGCAUAACAUAUAACAAUUUGACUAGCACAACUUUGCAACUCAAAAAUUCUGAAGCAAAGGAAGGAUAAAAUGUGUAUAUUACGCUCAUAAGCUAAGCUUUUAUUUACUCGUUGGAGAUAAAUAACUUUUCGGAGGUUUGUAGUCUCUGGAUUUCACAGGUUUUGAAUGCUGUUCAGCCAUUCCCAACUGCUAAAGGUCAGGAAGAAAUCUGCAAUUCACAUCUCUGAAUCAUAUUUUGCAGACAUAAAUUCAGAUGAAAUUGGUUUCACUUGAAGCAGUUUCAACCUCUGCAUAUUUCAAUGAAAAGGGCACUUUGGAUUUUGUUAUUUAGUGUUAUUAGAUAAUGGAGAAAAAACAUAAAAAACAUAGUAACAAACUUUUGUCAUCUGUACCCCUAAAUGGCACAAAAGAAAUGGCAAAGCACUAAAAUUCAUUUGACAGUUCAAUGUACAAAUUUUCUAUAUAUUGCUCUGUAAGGUUUAGAGAAUUAUGACAUGUACAGCAACUCAUCAUCAA